Gamsiella multidivaricata is the source of this 2658-nucleotide messenger RNA. Its product is annotated as Nup93/Nic96-domain-containing protein. Gene Ontology annotation, biological process: protein import into nucleus; poly(A)+ mRNA export from nucleus. The coding region runs from base 1 to 2658 and encodes 885 amino acids. Lineage: Eukaryota; Fungi; Mortierellomycota; Mortierellomycetes; Mortierellales; Mortierellaceae. Gene Ontology annotation, molecular function: structural constituent of nuclear pore. The record is from RefSeq and is a predicted model, not a curated record. Gene Ontology annotation, cellular component: nuclear pore. The transcript has 7 exons.
AUGGCAUUCUCUACUCUGGCCCAGCUUGCGGAGCAAUCCAAGCAACUCACUAGCCACAUCAACGGCCUGCAGCUGCCUCACAUCGAGCGUGGCAUCGAUCAGAUUGAGAAUCAGUCGCGCAAGCUUGCCACCAAGUCGUCAAAACCCGUCGAUAUCACCGACAACAAGGCUCAAGUUCUUCUGGCGAAGAGCGGGAUUGAUGCCAAUGUCACCAAUGCGACUCUCAACGCAAUCAACUUGCGAUCGACCUAUGAUCCCUACCAACCCAUCCACGAUACCGACACUCAGGCAUUUUUGCGAUACCAGCAUGAGCAAAUCAUUGUCAACACCAUUGACGAAAGCAGACGCGAGACUGUCAUGGACUUUGAUUCAAACUUUGAAACUUCGCUGAAUUAUGACUGGGAGCGUACAAAGAAGAGGAUCUUUGAGGAACUCGGACAUAGCCAAACGCAAGGAGCCGGAUCAGACAAGAAGUUGAGACAGUCAGUGAACACCUUCCAUGGAUCGUCUAGCCUAGGCCUGUCACAGAGCUCAUCGUACGUCCCUGGAUUCAACCAGAAUCCAGCAUCAUUGGACAUUAUCUUUAGCAAGCUGAAGCCCUACUACAAAGUUUUGUACGAUCUUUGCGAAUCUCGCCUUCAAGGAACUGCUUUUCCAUUGGCAAGCAGUUUUGUCGAAGCUUCGCUCUUGGCACACAAGGAUCAGCCCAAUCCAAAGAUUCGAGAAACCUGGGAGCUGUUGGUGUCAGUUUUGGGCGAACAGGAGCUGCGCAAUGGCCGGUUUCAGAGCAAGACAUUGAAGGAGCGCGUAUAUGCCAAUGCAUACCUGGCAUCGCCCUAUAAGAGCCCUGUUGCGGCGACGUUACGUGAGCGCUUAAUCAAGGGAUCAAAGACGUUCCUUGAGAGGCAAUUCAUGAACCACAUCGACGCAGCCGUGGCAGAAAAUCCAGCAGAAGCCAACCUCGGUGGCAUUCCAUCGCUCACCAACACCAUUCGUGCAUUUGUUCAGUUGAAAUACCUCCGAUAUGGGUCGUGGUCGCAACCCAAUCUUGAGAUUACCAAUGGACAGGCUGUAUGGGCCCAGAUCUACUAUUUGCUUCGGACCGGACAUGGACAGGAGGCGCUCAAGUUUGCAAAUGAGAACGAGACGAACUUUUCUCCUGCUGAUCGCCAGUUCGUCACAUAUCUUGCCGCAUAUCUCGAGAGCGAGGAUCGCUUUUUGCCCACGCCAAUGCAGGAGCGAAUCCUCUCCGACUUCAAUCAGAGGAUUAGAUACAGUUCCGAUACGGUGGAUCCUUACAAGUUGACACUGUACAAGAUUCUCGGUCGUUGCGAGCUGAGCAAACGGACAACUCCUGUCGUCGGGGCCCUCGAGGAUUUCAUUUGGCUCCAGCUCAACAUGAUUCGGGAGACCAAGAGUGAUACCAUGCCACAGGACAAAUACGAUCUCUCCGACUUUCAGGCGCUUGUCCUCAAAUACGGCGCCAAUUACUUCAACCCCAACAACAACAACCCACUGCAGUACUUUCAGGUCCUUAUCUACUCACAGCAGUUCGAGCGGGCCAUUCAUUACCUUUCGUCCUCUAAAGCCUAUACACUUGAGACUGUGCACAUGGCAAUCGCAUUGACAUAUUACGGUUUGCUUCGCAUCCCUGCGGUGCACCGGGUGUCGGACCCCAUCCCAUUUUCUACUACCAAAGAUGCACAGGGCCAUGAAGUGACGCAUUACAACUUUACGCAGUUGAUCCACUAUCAGGCUCGCAUCAUUGCCGAGCAUUACCCGACAGAAGCGCUCACAUACCUGUAUCAAGUCUGCUUGAACACGGAUCUUCAGCCAGCCAUUAACCAGGAGCAAAUCGCACUUUGUCACAGCUAUAUUCAGGAGUUGGUCCUGCAGGCAAAGGAUUAUACGACUUUACUCGGUACCACUAAGCACGGCAUUAAGACUCCUGGUGUUAUUGAAAAGUACCUUCCGUUGAUCAAGGUUGAGAACAGUGGACAAUUCAUUAAGGACAUUGCGAUCGAAGCAGCCAAGAGCAAAUCCAAAGAGGGCCGUGUGGAGGACGCUAUUCAGCUGUACAGCAUCGCGGAGGCCUACAACCAGGUCGUGGAGCUCUUGAAUAGACAGUUGGCAGAAGUCAUUUCUAAUCCAGGACUUCAAGGCGCUGGCGAUACGGGUGUCAACAUCCCUGCUAUCAGACGGUUGAUCAACGAGUACGUGAGCGACCCCAAGGUGAACCAGCAGAUUGCACCUAAGAACCUAGAGACAUGCGGCAUCCUGCUCAAGCUAGUUGAGUUCACAGAGUUGUAUGACCGUGGCAAGUAUGAGGCUGCUGUCGCUGUGAUUGAGGAGCUGGACCUGAUUCCUCUGGAGGCAGAUAUGGCCAUGAUCGCCAAGAAGGCCGACAAGUUCCAGGGAUUGGACGAGUGUGUGGCAAGGAACUUUUCCGAUGUGCUCCUCAAGACAAUGGAGAGUCUUUAUAAGAUGUACCAGGCUCUCAAGCUAUCACCCUAUGAUCAAACUGGCCGCAAAGAGCACAUGGACAUGCUGAAGAGAAGAGCAAGGUCUUUGAUGAUGUUUGCGGGGUCAAUCAAGUUCAGGAUGUCUGCGGAUACCUACGCCAAGCUGAACCGCCUUGAUGUGAUGAUCAUGGCAUGA